Messenger RNA from Anoplophora glabripennis (Asian longhorned beetle), 447 nucleotides. RefSeq names its product acylamino-acid-releasing enzyme-like. Bases 64 to 447 code for a protein of 127 amino acids. The record is from RefSeq and is a predicted model, not a curated record. NCBI's taxonomy places the organism in Eukaryota, Metazoa, Arthropoda, Insecta, Coleoptera, Cerambycidae. The transcript is spliced from 3 exons.
UAUUAAUAUAGAAUUAUUUUUGAGUUCGCUGUGGACCUGUGAAUAGUUUGAAAUACUUUUAGAAUGAAUGCAACAGAAGAAUAUGAGGAUGAAAUACGAGAAAACUAUGAACGCCUUGCUCAAAUUCCUACUGUGAUAGGUGCUUAUCUUAGAGCUAACGGUAUUGUAAGAAGUACCUGGUCUCAAAGAAGUAUAGCGAGAGGAAAAACUUUUAAAUUUGUUAAAGACAUAUUCGUUUCGAAUCUUAAAAAAGUUGCCGAGAGUCUUCCACUCGAUAUCAGCACCGAGGCCUUGUCAAAAACGUCUUCAUCAGAAAAAUUCAGGGCAGUUAUCAGGAAAAAUGAUAAUAAACAUUACUUAGAGAUAUGGCAAGAUGAUAGUAUUAUUCGAUUUGUAGAUUUCACUACUUUUAACCUUCACGGGCCUGUUUAUACAGAUGGUAAGUAA